Miniopterus natalensis is the source of this 1380-nucleotide messenger RNA. The record is from RefSeq and is a predicted model, not a curated record. NCBI's taxonomy places the organism in Eukaryota, Metazoa, Chordata, Mammalia, Chiroptera, Miniopteridae.
AUGAGAGUAUUCGUAUUUCUCUGUUUGAUGUGCUGGGCAAGAUCUGAGAAUAAAAGACCAUGCCUUAAGUUCUCUCAGCUAAGCAUAAAGGAUUCCUUCAAAGAUUUGUUUAAUCCCCAAAUAGAGAUAUUUCUGAUAAUGUAUACAAGGAACAACCUAAACUGUCCCGAGCCACUGCUGGAACGGAAUAACUCACUUAAUGUCAACUUCAACACAAGUAGGAAAACAGUCUGGCUCAUUCAUGGGUACAGGCCACUGGGCUCCAUCCCAGCAUGGCUUCAGGGCUUCCUACGGAGUUUGUUGAAACACGAGGAUAUAAAUAUAGUUGUAGUAGACUGGAACCGGGGCGCUACAACUUUGAUUUAUGACCGAGCAGUUAAAAACACCUGGAAAGUCGCCGUGUACUUGAGUGAGUGCAUUCGGAAGCUGCUGAUGCAUGGAGCGUCUCUUGCUAAUUUUCAUUUCAUAGGUAUGAGCUUAGGGGCUCAUAUUAGUGGAUUUGUUGGAAAGAUAUUUCAAGGUCAACUUGGAAGGAUAACAGGACUUGACCCUGCUGGGCCAAAAUUCUCUGGAAAACCACCAAAUGGCAGAUUAUUGCAUUACACUGAUGCCAAGUUUGUGGAUGUCAUCCAUUCUGACAUCGAUGGUUUAGGCAUUAACGAGCCCUUGGGACAUAUAGAUUUUUAUCCAAAUGGAGGAAAAAAGCAGCCUGGCUGUCCUAAAUCAAUAUUUGCAGGAAUAAAGUUCAUUAAAUGCAACCACCAGAGAGCAGUUUACUUGUUCAUGGCAGCUUUGGAAACAAAGUGCAAUAUUAUUUCCUUUCCUUGUCAUUCAUACAAAGAUUACAAGACUGGUUCAUGUACCGAUUGUGACAACUUUAAGAAAUCAUGCCCUAGGCUAGGUUAUCAAGCAGAGCUAUGGAAUGAUGUUUUAAUAGAAAGAAUGAGAACAUCUCUUAGGACCACUGUGUUUUUGGAUACUGCUGCCAAGAGUCCAUUCUGUAUGUAUUACUUUGUUCUCAGUAUAAUUGUUUUGGAUGGUGCUAUGAAGGAUGGCUAUGUUACAUUUAAUUUAAAGAACCAGCUUGGAAAAACUGAAGAACCAAGGCUCUAUAAGAAGAAUAAAGUGUUUGGUAACCUUCAAGAAGUCAAGAUUCUUGCUGAGUUUUUAAAUGACGUUGUUAAUAUUUCACACAUUGGUUUGACGUACCAUCGGCGCUCUAACCAGCAGUGUUCCACAUGCGAAUACAGCAUCCAGAGUCUCAUGUUAAAAUCACUUACAUAUCCAGAAAGACCACCACUCUGCAAGCAUGAGAUUGUACUUAAAGAAAAUGAGGAAAUAUGUCUCCAUGUACAUACCUGCUCAGCAGAGGAACUAUAA